Molecule: messenger RNA, 2184 nt
Organism: Echinostoma caproni
Lineage: Eukaryota; Metazoa; Platyhelminthes; Trematoda; Plagiorchiida; Echinostomatidae
Source: the annotation of a GenBank genome assembly
AAAAUAGUCGAAGCCCUUCGUCAGAAUCCCGAUGUGAACUCCUUCAACCUGAGUGGAAACACACUUGGUAUUACAGCUGCGGAACCCAUUGGGAUAGCUUUAGAAAACAAUCCGAAGCUUCAGAGAUGUUUGUGGAGCGACCUGUUCACGGGUCGUCUGAAAUCAGAAAUCGCUCCUGCACUGAGACAUCUCAGUUCCGGUAUAAUUGCAUCCGGUGCCCGUUUGGUUGAACUGGAUCUGAGUGAUAACGCUUUUGGUCCGAAUGGUGUGGUUGGUGUGGUGGAUCUCAUUGCAAGCCCUGCGUGUUCUACGCUGCAGAUACUUCGUAUGAAUAAUCAAGGUUUAGGUCACGAAGGCUGUCGACACUUGACAGAAGCCCUGCAAAAAGGAAGGAAGUCUAGCGGGGGACGUGGUCUGUUGUUGAAAGUGUUUUGUGCAGGCAGAAAUCGUCUGGAAAACUAUGGUGCACAGCUUCUCUCUGACGUAUUCUGUGAUAUGGGGUCAUUGGAAGAGGUGGCACUCUAUCAAAAUGGGAUCGGUAUACAUGGUAUCGAAGGAGUAGACGCACUCGUGAGAAUGAUGAAGCACAAUCCUAACUUACGUGUUUUGAACUUGUCAGAUAACAGUCUAACGCAAAAGGGUGGCAAAGCCAUCGCCAAAGCUUUGUCUUCCUUGGAAAACCUUGAGGAGCUCCAUCUAAGUGACUGUAUUCUCCGCCCCUCCGGUGUAACUGCCAUUGCAAGAGCUUUGGAAGACCCGGAUACACUUCCCAAUAUUCGCGUUCUCAAUCUAACAGGCAACGAAAUUACGCGCAGCACAGGAAUCAGUCUGAUAUUGUCUUUGGGGAGUAAGUCCAGACUGGAAUUUUUGGAUCUCAACGCGAACGAGUUCGGAAAGUCUGGAAUCCGAGCCAUUAUUCGUACCCUGGCUUCAGUGGGUCUGUUGCACGUUCUGCCUGUCAACCAAGCAGAUACUAGCAGUGAGCCAGUAGGUGAUGUAGAUGGGGAGCAAGGUACCAGUCGGUUCGCCUCGGCGUUUGACGAGGAUCAAGGUUCGGGCGAUGAAGAAGAAGAGGAUGCAGAGCCGGAGGAUGAAGAGGACCAGGAGCAUGAUGAGGACGCUUAUGGUGACGGGGAUGCAGAUGACUACGACGAGUACGAGGAUGAAGAAGAAGAACCAAGUUACGAAGAUGCGGAUGCUGACGACAAGGAAGCUUCGUUUAUCACGGUGGAGGAGCGCCCGAUCGUAAAGCCGAAUUUCAGCUUUCGGGCUUUGGAAGCAGCAAUAGGAGAUGCGUGUUCCCCGACAAUGAAAGGUGAGGUGACUCCGUCUGCCAAACCGGGACCGUUCGGUCGCGGCUUGUUCUCUGCCCUAGGACCGUCUCCGGUGGACAGCACAGAUGCUGCUUCCAUGCGAUCCAAACUUUGGCCCACCAGUUCCUCAGGAACUGCAUCCGGUCUGUUCUCGAUGCCAACCACCGGGAUGGUGUUCGGAAAGGGACAGCAUCUCUUUUCUCCUCCAGUUCCAUCCGUACAGCAGGCUUCAUCCAACAAACCAGAGCAACAGGCCACCAAUGGUGAUGUUUUGACUCCCUGUAUUCUGAACACCCAAUCUCCAGUCGUUGUUCCUUUGGAUAAACUUCGAUCAACUACAAAGACCAUAGAGCCGGAGGAAGUAGUGCGUUUAAGCUUACACUUGUGUCGUCUCAACGUCGACACAACUUCCACAUCAACACCGAACGGUGCUCAGCGACUUGCAGUUGAUCUUUUGGCUUCGGUGCUUACACCAGACGUGGAAAAUUCAGAUGCAGCGAAGCAACAGACGAUGGGAUCCAAUAUGCCUCACACUAGUCGUUCUAGUCGGGCUGCUAACUGUUUGCUUGUGCACCUUGGUGCGAUCAAGGCUGAGAAACACAGUGAGGACUAUGAACAAGUGCGUCAACUGGAUGCAAACGCUUGGGAACACCGUCGUGUGGCGUAUUUGUCUGCCUUGCGACGGCUAGUUGAACACUACGGGGAUCAACUAAGUACCAGCGCAUCCGCUUGUAACUCUAUUCGCUUUCUGCUUGCACAACAGAGUGAGGAGCGUCGAACUACCGCCAAGAACCCGAACAAGUCGGAUUUACUUUCCGAUGAUCUGGUAGCACUGUUGGAGAAAGAACUGUCCCGUAUACAGAUCGCAUAA